This is a messenger RNA of Acaromyces ingoldii, 3276 nucleotides long. RefSeq lists its product as hypothetical. Bases 1 to 3276 code for a protein of 1091 amino acids. The transcript is spliced from 2 exons. Gene Ontology annotation, biological process: regulation of proteolysis; proteasome-mediated ubiquitin-dependent protein catabolic process. Gene Ontology annotation, cellular component: cytoplasm. NCBI's taxonomy places the organism in Eukaryota, Fungi, Basidiomycota, Exobasidiomycetes, Exobasidiales, Cryptobasidiaceae. The record is from RefSeq and is a predicted model, not a curated record. Gene Ontology annotation, molecular function: ubiquitin protein ligase binding.
AUGACAAGCAACAGCAACGGUGUCGGCGGCACCAGUGGCAGCGGCAGUAGCAGCAACGCUCCAUCGCAGCCGAGUCGGCACCAUGCGCCGUCGUCGUCGUUCACGGGUGGUACUGGCUUGGCGUUUGGGAGCAGUAAUGCGCCUCCGCCCUCUCAGCUUCCCCGGGCAGGAACUUCGAUAGGCCACCACUCGUCUUCAGCGAACAACGUCGGAAACGGGAGUCCCCGUACCGCUGCUUCGAGCGCUUCCUCUGCACUUUCAGGCAGCACCGGCACAUCAGCGCCAACUACCCGCCCGUCGACGACUAGCAUCUCCAAUGGAGCGGCCGCCUCUGGCAGCAAUGGCAGCAACGGCGGUAGUACUGCAGGUGGCGGUGCCAGAGGGCCAAAUCCCAUGCCAGCGUCUGCAAUUCGCCGCACUUCGGCUCUCUACCCUACAUCUUCUUCCGCACAGGCGUCGUCUUCGUCAACGGCGCCUGCUACGAAUCCAUCCGCAGCGGGGCCAACCGUGACGGCGGCUACCCAACUCUCGACCCAACCACAUUCCUCUGCGGGGCAAAGCCACAGCAUGUUCCUUCCAAACUACUCUUCUCAGCAGCAGCAGCAGCAGCAGCAGCCGAGCUCAAGCAGAGGUCAGCCAAUGAAUGGCUUCGCGGGUGUGCCUGCAAACAGCAGUCUCUUUGGUCUACCUCAGCCCAGCUACGGCAGCCAGACACGGACCUUCCCGUCGGUCUUAUCGUACCAGCCGCUGGCCGCAGGAAACGGCUCACCGCGGGCAGCAUUAGGAGGCGGCCACAGUUCGCCCGCUCGAAAUAGUAGUGGCGGACCAGGCGCAUGGCCAGGCGGGGCCUCGAGUGCUGGUGUCGGUGCUGGCCCUGGUCCUGCUGCCGCAGCUGCAGCUGCUGCCGCCGGGGGAUACGGUACGCCGCUUCCGUGGAUGUCUGGGCUGCCCCACUCUUCGUCGCCCGCGAACCAGACCCACACUACGCAAGGCUAUGGCUGGUCCCUGGCCGACCCUGCGGGCUGGAGCGGCUGGCCCAGCGCACGGAAGGCGUGCAGUGGCUUCGAGGAGAACCAGAUGGUGUCCUUUACAUGGACCAUUUCGGACGCCCACCUGUUGCGCGAGGAGGUUGAGCACUCGCCCCUGCCCUCGGAGGGCGGUCGUUCGGUCAGUGCCGGCGCGGGCAAGAGCGAAGUUUGGACGACGCAGCCCCUGUUUGGCGACGGCAAAUGGAAGCUGGAACUCGUCAGGACGAGCAGAGCAAAGCCGCAGGAGAACCAGGAUGCAGGUGCUGAGGAGGGUAUCGCUGCUGGCAAGAACGACCAGGAAGACCAAGGCAAUAAUAAUGAAGAAGGGAGCGAUGAUAAAAAGGUCGACAACAACAGCCUGACGGUCUUGUCCAUCUAUCUUACCUCUGCCCAGCUCGACUACGCGCAAGCCGACGUCGAGAUUCCCACAGCAAUCAUGUUUGGCAUUCGUCCUGCGCGCACCCAGGCAGGGCAGGACAGCAGCCGAGGCGGUCCCUGGCUGUGGCGCCAUUUCACUCGUCACGUCUUCAAGCGCGAGGAAGAGUACGUCGAGUGCCACUCCUUGCCCUCGAUCAGCGAGCUUCUCUGCGACGAGGCCAUUGCCAAGCAGGACGCCUUUGCCAUUACGGUGCAGAUCGGCACUGGUCCCGGAACAAUCUCGCCGCUUGGCUUAACCCCAAGCUCUGGCCUUGUCAGUGCGACCCAAGGCGAAGAAGGAGAGGAAGGAGAAGGAACACUGCCGUUUGUUGUCAAGGACAAGCAGCUCGUGCCAAGAUCGCUCAUGGAUGGCCUAGAGGAAAUGAUUGACAGCGCAGCAACUGGCGAUGUCAUUCUGAUCGUUCGUGAACGUGGCAUCGUCGUGAGGCAGGCAGUCGAUGGUGACGAGACUGCCUCGCACAUUGUGCCGCUUCCCGUGGGCCAGCCGAUGCCUGCCUCGGCCCUUCCAUCCGCUACGGCAGCAGCAAACGAAAGCAUCGUGGAAUCUCAAGACGAUGAGGGCCCUGAAGUUGUCGUUCGAGACCGGGUCCUAUGGGCCCACUCCUCGAUCCUCUGCUCUCGGUCUGAAUUCUUCCGUGACAUGCUCGGCAGCCACUUUCUCGAGGGUCAGUCACAGACUCUCCACGGUGGUGGAGAGCAUGUGCCAGCGGACGCGAUGCCGACAUCUGCGACAUCGACGUGGCACGAACAGUUCGGUAGGCGGUUCAAGGCGCUUCGAAUCCCUGAUGCCGACUUCACGGCAGCAUACUGGCUUCUGCGCUACCUCUACCUUGAAGAGGUCGAGUUCAUGGAACACGAGGAUGUCAGGAGCACCUUGGAUGAGGAGUGGAUGAUCCUUGGCAGCGAUCAUGGUGACGAGAGGGGAUCUGGAGCAGGGACGACGACGAGAAGGCCGCUGUGGGAAUGGAGAAGCAUCAACGACAUCAGGCACGGCGCUGCUAGACAAGACCAGGCAAUCCAGGUCGGAGGAGGACACGAGCUGGGCGCACAUCCAGGAACAUCCGGCCUGUAUGCGGGGCCUAGGUCGGUGUCGUCAAGGCACAGCCUGCAUUCGAUGAGCUCUACCGCGUCCGGCACUGAAACAGCUGUUGGAGCGGGAGGGCCAGCAAGCCCAACGAUGACAACGACGACUCCGACGGGGAGGCGCUCGGCCGGCGGCUCAUACCACGAUGUGAGCCCCUACCCUCGUCGUCCGGGCGAAUGGGAUCCUCGGAAUCGCGCUUCUGUUUCCGAGUCCUUGCCCUUUGCCGAGACAAGGACAGAGCCGAGACAAGAUCAUGGCGACAGCUUGGGUGAUGCUCUUCGACGAGACCCCCACCCCCAUCCUGCAAAGAGGGCCUCACCAGCGAGCGCCCUUGGCCUGUACCGUUUGGCACACCGGUAUGGCCAACGAGGGCUGUGCAGCUUGGCCAAGCAGCACCUCGUCGCGUCCCUCACCCCGCAGUCGUGCUUCUCCAUCCUCCUCGCCACGCACCUGUAUGCGGACCUGCACGAGCCCGUCAAGGCUUACGUCCUCGAAAACUGGCAUCUGGUCUGCACCACGGCCGAGUUUGAGCGGUGCUGCGACGAAGUCAGUGAGGGCGAGUGGGGCAGCGACGCCGGUCGGGCGUUGCGCGUGUUUAUGCGGAGCCUUGUCAGUCCUUCUUCGACGUCAGCAGCUGCCUCUGCAGUCACGUCCUCUGCGAGCGCGACGGCCAACUCCGCUGCUGGUCUGCCCUUCUCCUCCUCGUCUUCCUUUCGAGGCAGGUAG